AAAUGUUUCCCAAGAUCCUAGGUAGCUUGUUCAUGUUCGAAAAAUUGGUUAGCAUUGUCAAAAAGGUGGCCAGCAAGGUCUCAUCCCAAUCCUCCAAUACCAAUUCUAAGCAACAAAGCACCACCACCACCUCCAGCGGCACCACCACCACCUCCAGCAGCAGCACCAGCAGCGCAUACACCGGACUAGGCAACAUCAUUAAGCUCCUUCCGACAGGGACCGUCUUCCUUUUCCAAUUCCUCAACCCUCUUUUGACCAACAACGGCCAAUGCCACACUUAUAACAAGUACCUAAGCGCCAUUCUCAUCGCAGUCUGCGGCCUUUCGUGUUGUAUCGCUAGCUUCACGGAUAGCUAUAAGGGGAGCGACGGGUCGACCCACUACGGGCUCGUCACGGCCAAGGGCAUCUGGCCGAGCUCGAGCUCUAGCAAUUCCUUGUCGGGGCAUAAGCUUCGGUUUUCGGAUUUCGUUCACGUGUUUGUGUCGGUGAUUAUUUUCGCGGUUUUGGCGUUGUUGGACACGAACACCGUGAGGUGCUUUUAUCCGUCUUUUGAGACUACGGAGAAGACUUUGAUCAAGGUUCUGCCAACCGUGAUCGGCUCGAUCUCGAGCACGGUGUUCACGUUGUUCCCGAGCACGCGCAACAGAGUUGGGUAUCCUUCAAGUGAUGCUAGUACUACCUCGGGGACUAGUAAUACCACGGGGACCAGUACUACCACGGGGACCAGUACUACCUCCGAGAGCAAAGCCGAGAAAGUUUGA
Molecule: messenger RNA, 761 nt
Organism: Rhodamnia argentea
Lineage: Eukaryota; Viridiplantae; Streptophyta; Magnoliopsida; Myrtales; Myrtaceae
Product: protein DMP2-like
Exons: 1
Coding region: 3-761 (252 amino acids)
Biological process (GO): endomembrane system organization
Source: RefSeq, a predicted model, not a curated record